This is a messenger RNA of Fusarium subglutinans, 1485 nucleotides long. RefSeq lists its product as uncharacterized. The record is from RefSeq and is a predicted model, not a curated record. Lineage: Eukaryota; Fungi; Ascomycota; Sordariomycetes; Hypocreales; Nectriaceae. The transcript has a single exon. Bases 1 to 1485 code for a protein of 494 amino acids.
AUGUGGAAGAACGAUCCACCAAAGAUUGCGCCGCCUAGGCGCAUUUUACGGAAGAAGAAGGGACCAAAGAGUCCACCUGAGAGCAAGUUGGGGAAGAAUAAGCCAUCAAAGGGUCCACCUGAAUGUAGAUUGCAACAAAGCAUUCAGGCAUUACGAAUUAUUGCAAAGCAAAGGCCCGAUGACCCUGAAGCACAGCGUCGAGCUCAGGUCGCAACAGAUCUGUAUCUUGAGAGCUGGUCGCGCCAAAAGUUCCCGACCCCGGUCAUAGCACACGACCCAGCAGAAUCUCGGCGACAAACAAGUUGGGUUCCCAAUCUCCCUAACGAGAUUUACUAUAUGAUCUUCGAUCAUAUUAUUGGCGAAUAUCCAACUUGUCCGCGGAGCAAAAGAAGGCGAGAAAAGACUUUGCUAUCCUUGACCUGUUCCUGUCGUUUGUUUCAAGAAAUCCUGGAGACAUACCUGUACAAACACCCCCGAAGUGGCAUGUUCGAUGGGAUCCCAUCCAUCUUGAUGUUUCGCUUUUCUUUGACCAUUGAGCCGCGCCGGGGACCUCUCGUCCAGUCACUGUCUAUCAACGUCAAAUGCAUGUCUAGCAAUUCCAUUUGGCUCAAGAUUGUCAAGCUAUGUCCAAACCUCAGUCGCUUGGAGAUAGUCGAGACCAACAGGGGGCUUUCUCGCUCCCACCUGGAAUUCUUGGGAAAGCUCUUUUCUGACUGCCCACAUGUUACGAGGUUUAGUCUUGAUGCAGGGACUUCUGACUCUGAAGUUAGCAAGGCGUACAGAACCGACAAGGGAUUCUUAAAGUUCUGGAGACAGCUCACGCACGUCCAAGGACUUCCCCGUUCCGAGCCAUCAGACAUAAUUUCGAUCUCGAAGGGAUGUCGCUCACUUCAACGACUGAGAAUCGGCUCUUCUAGACAUCUCGAUCUGGGGAGUCUUUUGGACGCAUCCCAGAAAUGGGGCAAGACUCUGAGGACUCUUGAUCUCAACUGGCGCACGACGACGAAGGCUACUAUUAUCCCUCAACUCCUGGAACAACUACCGGUAGUCGAAGAGGUUUAUCUGGGACACCUAUAUGAUAUCUGGCCAUCAAUACUUGCUCUGUCUCGCCUUAGUCCACCACGACUCAAGCGUUUUAAAGGAGUGAGCCACCGCAAGUGCGACCCUGUUCAUUCGCUUGAAGGAGAGACAGCUAUAUGCGACAUGAUUACCGCUCAAGGUGAUACUCUGGAGAGCAUCAGUAUCACCGGCCAGCAUGGUCUCCACGUCGGUGUUUUGGAGGCAAUCAAAGGGGCAAAUAAAUUGAAGUGUCUUGAUUUAGAGGUCGGUCGAUUUUUGACUGAUGAGGAACGGGAAGAUUUACAAGCAGCAUGUCCUAAACUGCAAGCUUCCGUCAAGCGUUAUGGGGAAAAGUCUAAUGAAAAGAGAGACUUCGACUGGUCCUAUGCGAGCUGUGGUAGCUGGGGGGUUAUUCCGGAUGACUAG